Messenger RNA from Nelumbo nucifera (sacred lotus), 1883 nucleotides. RefSeq names its product GPCR-type G protein 1. Gene Ontology annotation, molecular function: abscisic acid binding. NCBI's taxonomy places the organism in Eukaryota, Viridiplantae, Streptophyta, Magnoliopsida, Proteales, Nelumbonaceae. The record is from RefSeq and is a predicted model, not a curated record. Gene Ontology annotation, biological process: response to abscisic acid. Gene Ontology annotation, cellular component: membrane.
GUUUUACUUUUGCCGUUCACGGUUUUUCACUUUUCGUGCCGCCAAACUCAAGUCUCAAGUCUCAACUAUCAAAACAAGAAGAAGAGUAAAGAGAAAGGAAACCAGGGGAUGGAUGAAACGGAAGUAAUACUAACAUGAACAACUGUGAGUGAGUUCGAAGCAGUGAAGACUUAACGAAAGAAAAUGGGGUGGGGAUGGGUGAUCUACGAAGGAGUGGUGGUGUUGGGGUCUCUUUCUUUGCUGGGAUGGGCGGGGCUCUGGUUCCUGAACCGAAGACUGUACAAAGAGUAUGAAGAGAAGAGGGUUCUGGUUCAGAUCCUCUUCAGUGUCGUCUUCGCCUUCUCCUGUAACCUGCUCCAGCUCGUCCUCUUCGAGAUCAUACCAUUCCUCUCUAAAGAGGCGAGAUGGAUAAACUGGAAGGUUGAUUUGUUUUGCUUGAUAAUAUUGCUGGUUUUCAUGUUGCCAUACUAUCACUGCUAUUUGAUGCUCUGUAACAGUGGUUUGAGGAAGGAACGAGCUGCACUGGGGGCAAUCCUAUUCUUAUUGGCAUUUCUAUAUGCUUUUUGGCGCAUGGGGAUUCACUUUCCAAUGCCUUCCCCUGAUAAAGGUUUCUUCACCAUGCCUCAGUUGGUCAGCAGGAUUGGAGUGAUAGGUGUAACUGUCAUGGCUGUGCUCUCUGGUUUUGGUGCUGUCAAUUUGCCAUAUAGUUAUUUGUCUCUCUUCAUUAGGGAGAUUGAGGAAACAGAGAUCAAAGCCUUGGAAAGACAACUAAUGCAAUCAAUAGAAACUUGUAUAUCGAAGAAGAAGAGAAUCAUACUUUGUCAAAUGGAGAUGGAGCGUAUUCAAGGGUCAGAAGAGAAUCUAAAGGCUCGAUCCUUUCUAAGACGCAUAGUUGGAACAGUUGUACGUUCUGUACAGGAGGACCAAAAAGAGCAAGAUAUUAAAAGCAUGGAAGCAGAGGUCCAGGCAUUGGAGGAGCUUUCAAAGCAGCUAUUCUUGGAGAUAUAUGAGCUUCGUCAAGCUAAGGAAGCAGCUGCUUAUUCUCGAACAUGGAGGGGUCACUUACAGAAUCUCCUAGGUUAUGCCUGUUCUGUCUAUUGUGUAUAUAAGAUGAUAAAGUCUUUGCAGAGUGUUGUUUUCAAGCAGGCUGGUUCUGUUGAUCCAGUGACAAUGACAAUCAGCAUAUUCUUGCAGUUCUUCGAUAUUGGUAUUGAUGCUGCACUGUUAUCUCAGUAUGUCUCUUUGAUGUUCAUUGGGAUGUUGAUUGUGAUAUCUGUCCGUGGCUUUUUAACAAAUCUAAUGAAGUUCUUCUUUGCAGUUUCUAGAGUUGGAAGUGGCUCAUCUACCAAUGUUGUGCUUUUCCUCUCUGAGAUCAUGGGAAUGUAUUUUGUAUCUUCAAUCCUAUUGAUAAGAAAAAGCUUAGCAACUGAGUACAGGAUGAUAAUCACAGACGUUUUGGGAGGAGACAUUCAGUUUGAUUUCUAUCAUCGGUGGUUUGACGCUAUUUUUGUGGCUAGUGCCUUUCUGUCUCUUCUUCUACUUUCUGCACAUUACACGUCCCGACAGGCGGACAAGCACCCUAUUGAUUGAUUUGUUUUCCUGUAAUUUUGUGAUAAUAGUUUCAGUAAAUAUUUGUAGUUUUAGUGCUUCCCCCAUCAUUAUUUGUUCUUCCAUUCCUUGUCGUGGGGCCUCUGCCAAGGGUCGUAUUGCUUCCAUGUUCUCCUGGGGUGGACAGUGUAAAGUUACUGUAGCUCUUAUAAAAUGUGAUAAAAAAUUCCCAUGUCAUGGUGUUUGUACUUCAUAUGUUGACGUACAAUCCCAAACAAGAAAUUCAAUGUAAUGUAUCAAUCCCUUUAGUUGAAAUUUGAAAAGUUCCAAUUAAA